Molecule: messenger RNA, 1150 nt
Organism: Solanum pennellii
Lineage: Eukaryota; Viridiplantae; Streptophyta; Magnoliopsida; Solanales; Solanaceae
Product: NDR1/HIN1-like protein 12
Exons: 1
Coding region: 413-1006 (197 amino acids)
Source: RefSeq, a predicted model, not a curated record
AACACAUGCACCUAUACAAAGAGAGGAAAAAAAUAUUUCUUUGGACUUCUUCUAAUGUUUUUACUCUAUCAUGAUGUCCUAGAGUUCUUAUUUCAAGAAUUGAUGAUAUUUCUUUUACCGCUGAUUCAAUAGCAUUGAUUAUGAAUUUCACGAUCAAGAACAUUAAAAAAAAGAGAGAAUUGUCUACUCGGACUAUUGUAUCAACAACGAGAGCAGUAACAACAGAUAGUUCGUAGAAUACAGAUCAAUAACACAAAGUCGAUCUCUUGCUUGUUGCUCCUCCAGCUCGUCUUUCCCCCCAAUGCCAAAAUCAUCAAGCAAGGAGAGCAGUAACAACAGAUAGUUCGUAGAACAUAACAAACAACUAGGUAUUUUUUUUUCACCUCCCUCCUAUUCAUCUGUCCUACUAAUAAUGCCAAAGCCCGUUUUAGGCCCGGAAAGACGCACCAACCCUUUAAUUUGGUGUGUUGCCCUACUUUGCACCUUCAUAACCCUAGCCGUGAUCGUCACCGGCAUCAUCGUCUUCAUCGGAUUCAUCAUUGUUAGGCCAAAAGUUCCACAAAUGAGUGUGAGAAGUGCAAAUAUAGACACUUUUGCCUAUGACAUGUCUAAUCUCCUAUCAAUCAAGGUGUCAAUUGUUGUCAAUGCUGAAAAUGAUAAUGUAAAAGCCCAUGCAACUUUCUAUGAUACACUUUAUACACUAUACUUUCAUGAUGUGAAAGUUGCAUAUUUAAGAGCUGACCCUUUUGAUGUACUCAAAAAUACUACAAUCCAAUUAUAUUAUCCUGUGGAGUCAACGUCGAUCGCGUUGACUCCACAGGAAGGAGCAAAUGCUGAGGUGGCAUUAAAUAAAAAACUAGUAGGUCUUGAUCUUAAAGGAAGUUCAAGGACUAGAUGGAGAUUAGGGUUAGUUGGUUCUGUUAAAUUCUGGUUACAUCUUAAUUGUAAGCUUAAGUUACCAUUAGAUGGAAGUACUAUUUACCCAAAAUGUAGCACAAAAUCUUAGAUAAUUCGUGUUUAAUCAAGUUUUAAGUUAUAUAUAUCGUCAGUCUAAUAUAAUUAAGUUAUAUAUACAUGGUUAAUAGUUAUUGUUUUCCUUUUUGUACACACUAGAAUUUCUUUAGAUUAAUGUAAUGAGAUUCAUGAUGAA